AUGGGUGCUCUCAGAAGAAACGUUGGUCUGAUCGAUUCUAAGGGUUGUUCCAAGCUGUUCCCUGUCUCACAAUCUCCCCCUCUCAUGUCUCAACUCAAUGGACCCUUCUCUUCUCUUGUCAUAUGCGUCACUGGUUUAUCCAAAGAUGCAAGGAAACAAGUUAAGGAAGCGACAGAGAGACUAGGAGGCGAGUACAGUCCUCACCUUCAUCUGCGAUGUACCCAUUUGGUUGUUCAGAUAUCCUUUUUCAUCUUAAUUUUCAACUUCUCAUGUGGACGUAAGUUUGAGCAUACUUUGAAACAUGGGGCAAGAAAUGGUCUCUUUGUUGUCACAAUUGGUUGGUUUGUUGAUAGCGUCGGGAGAAACAUCAGGAUGAGCGAAUCACUUUACAAAGUUAAACAAUUGGGAAAAGGUAGUGAAAAGGUGGAUCAGCUGAGCAGAGUUUUUGAUGUUGAAUCUAUUUGUCGUCCUCGUAUAAUUCAGCAAGCUGUACAUUUUGGCACAUCAACGAAGUACCACCAAGUAUCUUCUUCUGGAACAGUGACUGACACUAGUGAAGACAUGACUCUUGCUGACCAUUCUAUCUAUAUUGAUUCAGACAUUUCGGAUGAUCUCCGAGUUAAGUUGCUGAAGGUUGCAGGAGAUCAAGGUGCAAAGGUCAUAGAUUCAUGGUUUGUUGGAUGCAAUGCAAGUCUUGUCGUCUGUGAAGGUGCUUCUGUCCAGAGAUAUCUUGGCCAUGCAAACACCAUUGUCUCUCCACUAUGGGUUCUGAAAACAGCGGAGAGACAUCAACAAAGACUUGUUCACAUGUCACCUGAUUUAGCCCGACAGUUGGGAGUAAUGCUAGAUAAUAUUGAAUAUGGUGCCCCAGAGGAGAUAAUUUCGCGGCAAGCUGAUUCUCUAGAUGCUCCUAAAUUCAGAAGUAAAUCAAAACAAGAAAGGAAAGAGACUGUAACUAUAGCGAAAACUGGAGUAAGGAGACGGCGCGCUCGCCAUAUGCAGACUUGUCAAAACCCGAUAAGACGCAUAACACAGAGCAGCCUGCUGGAGAAUAUUUGCUGGACAAUAUCUGAAGCAGCUUCAACUGCCACUAUUUUUAAUGAUUCAUGCAGCAGCAGCGGCUACAUCACUGAGCCCCAGCCUUCUGCUGUAGAAGAAGGGAAAGAUAAAGAGUUGGAUCCAGUAGCUUCGUUCUCAAACUCGACCAGAACACUCACCGAGAGUGAGAAGACAGAAGUAAUAUUUAAAGACAACUUCCUUACAAUUCUAUAUCCAGCUGAUCGAUUCUCGGAGAUGGGACCUUCUUCACGGACUUAUUUCAGUGAUACGGGUUUCACUUGCCUGCAAAUUUUAGACUACAUCCACAGAUUUUAUCAGGAAGACUUGCCUGAUCACGAAAUAGAAGUUGCGAUACACACUGACUCGAGGCACGCAGACCGUCUAAGAGCAGUCUAUUGCAACAAAGAGGAAUCGGAUGAUGGAUACAUGAUUUUCCCAAGAAUCGAGUUACUAGGAAGCAGGAAAAGUUUCGAAAUGCUUAAGCGUGUUAACGGAGAGAACAACAGUAAUGUAUAUGAGCUCAUGAUUAGAGCUUGA
Molecule: messenger RNA, 1596 nt
Organism: Eruca vesicaria subsp. sativa (arugula)
Lineage: Eukaryota; Viridiplantae; Streptophyta; Magnoliopsida; Brassicales; Brassicaceae
Source: the annotation of a GenBank genome assembly